Staurois parvus is the source of this 228-nucleotide messenger RNA. NCBI's taxonomy places the organism in Eukaryota, Metazoa, Chordata, Amphibia, Anura, Ranidae. The record is from the annotation of a GenBank genome assembly.
ACCUUAGAAACGGGUGGAACAUGUAACAUGUUUGUAACAGCGUAUACCCAGAGAUGGAUGCGGUUCAACCAUUUUGGCUUCAACCUCCAUCUUGGCAAAGGGAUUAACCAUCCUGACAAAUACAGGAGGGUCUUGGGAGCUAUAAAACCCCCCAAGGGAGCCGGGGCCUCCCUGUCCAAAGAACCUGCAAAUUGUAACACCUCGUAAGAGAUAAGGCAAGCUUUCCCA